Clupea harengus (Atlantic herring) is the source of this 1028-nucleotide messenger RNA. RefSeq names its product protein FAM161A-like. The transcript is spliced from 4 exons. NCBI's taxonomy places the organism in Eukaryota, Metazoa, Chordata, Actinopteri, Clupeiformes, Clupeidae. The record is from RefSeq and is a predicted model, not a curated record. Gene Ontology annotation, biological process: cilium organization. The coding region runs from base 198 to 1028 and encodes 276 amino acids. Gene Ontology annotation, cellular component: cilium.
CACACCCUUUGAAACAUAUAACAUCCGACCUUUCUGACAGCUAUGAAGCAUCACAGGACACCAAAGGUGAAACCACAACAGAGAGUCAGGAAAAAGUAGUCUCUACUGAAGAGAAGUGGAAUGAUGAGGACGGAGAAGACCGUGCGGUGGACACACAAACCACAGAUGGAGAUAUCAAGACUGAUACACUGGCGUGGAUGUGGGAAAAUUUCAUUGUAGAUGACUACAGCCCUAAGCCAAAUUAUAAAACGUUAAUUCCGAAGGCAGUUGAGAGCAAACCGAGAGUGACAGUACCGGAGCCAUUUCAGAUGACCUUGAGAGAGGAGGAGAGGCGGCUGAAACCCAGGCAGGCCAGCAUGGUAGUGAGCGUUGAGCCUCAGAAACCUCCACAGUUUAAGGCUAACCCUAUCCCUUUGAAGUCUCGCCUCUGUGUCUACCAGAAAAGUCUCCAGGAGUGCGAGAAACAGCGCGAGAUUCGUCACGACAAACGAAAGAAAUUUCUCCUGGCCCUACAGCGUCCUUUCAGUGCUGGAGACGCAAAGCCAGCAGAAGAGAAAUUCAUUGAGCCAACCACGGAGAAGUCAACGUUCAGACCACUCAUAAACACCAAAGUGCCAGACUCUCCAAAGCUGCAUCACAUGUUUGAGGACCGACUCAAGAACAUCAGGCAGAAAAGGCAACCCACUGUACCUCAGCCAUUUAGUUUCCAAGUUAGUGACCAGGUGACCAGCACCACCAAGAGGCCAUUAAAGAGCAUUAAGUGGCAAGGUGACUCUAAGAAAUCGGUAUCUAUAAAGGCAAAGGCCGGACCACCGAGGCCUACCAAGUCAGCUCUGCUGAGAGAGGAGACCGUGAGGAGGGAAAUGAGAGCGCACUGCGCCGAGUACCAGGUUCAGCUGGCUGAGAUGAUGGAGCGCGUCCAACAAAGGCCUUUGAUGUUGCAGAGCCUCGACAACCCUGCGACACAAGAACAGAACUUCCUGAUGUUGGAAUACUUGGUGAUACAUGACGUUUUGGACUCAAGCUGA